This is a messenger RNA of Coregonus clupeaformis (lake whitefish), 3106 nucleotides long. RefSeq names its product mitogen-activated protein kinase kinase kinase kinase 5. The transcript is spliced from 31 exons. The record is from RefSeq and is a predicted model, not a curated record. Lineage: Eukaryota; Metazoa; Chordata; Actinopteri; Salmoniformes; Salmonidae. Bases 115 to 2706 code for a protein of 863 amino acids. Gene Ontology annotation, biological process: protein phosphorylation. Gene Ontology annotation, molecular function: MAP kinase kinase kinase kinase activity; ATP binding.
ACGAGAGUGAGUGAAGAAGGAAGGUGAGGGUGAGUGUGGUGUGUUUUUUGUGCGCUUGCAGCAUAAACAGUAGUCAGUGGAGGGAGUCUGUGUGUGUGCCAUGCCCCAGGAGUAAUGGACUCCCAGAACCGGGCUGCACUGGACAUCUCCACCCGGAACCCCCAGGAUGACUUUGAGAUUCUGCUCCGGGUCGGUGGAGGCACCUAUGGCGAGGUUUACAAGGCUCGGAACAAGCAGAACGGGGAGCUAGCGGCCAUCAAGGUCAUCAAGAUGGAGCCAGAGGAGGACUUCUCAGUAAUCCAGCAGGAGAUCGUCAUCGUGAAGAGCUGCAAGCACCGCAACAUUGUGGCCUAUUAUGGCAGCUAUAUACGGGCCAACAAGCUGUCGAUCUGCAUGGAGUUCUGUGGAGGAGGCUCUCUCCAGGAUGUCUACCAUGUGACCGGGCCUCUCUCUGAGCUUCAGAUUGCAUUUGUCUGCAGGGAGAUGUUGCAGGGUCUGGAUUAUUUACAUGGCCAGAAGAAGAUUCACAGAGAUAUAAAGGGUGCCAACAUCCUUCUGAAUGACCAAGGAGAGGUGAAGCUAGCGGACUUUGGGAUUUCGGCACAGAUCACGGCUACUCUGGCACGGCGGAUGUCCUUCAUCGGGACUCCUUACUGGAUGGCGCCAGAGGUGGCUGCCGUGGAGAUAAAGGGGGGUUACAAUGAGCUGUGUGACGUGUGGUCUGUGGGAAUCACUGCAAUCGAGCUGGCUGAGCUGCAGCCUCCCUUUUUCGAUGUGCACCCACUACGGGUGCUGUUCCUCAUGUCCAAAAGUGGCUACCAGCCUCCUAAACUAAAGGAAAAGGCCAAAUGGUCCUCGAUUUUCUAUAACUUUGUCAAGGCGAUGCUGAUCAGGAACACUAAGAAGAGACCCAGUGCCUCAAAGAUGCUGACACACCUGUUUCUGACCCAGCCGUGUCUGAGACAGGAUCUGAUCUUGGAUCUGCUGGAGAAGCUGCAUCACCCUGAGAAACUGAAGCCCUGCCUGCCGUCUGAGGAGGAGGACGUGGAGGUUGUGGUACCAGGCUCCUUGAGAAGGAUUCACUCCAUUAACAGACACAACCAGGCAGAGAGAACCAACUCCGACAUCAGCUUGGAGCAGCUCUACACCAGGAGGCCAGUAAAGACAGCCUCACCAGAAGCAACGGUACGACCUACAGUACAGUGUCGCACACUGGGAUCCACUGGCAGCGACAAGAGCCUAAUCAGAGACCAAUGCAUGGACUCAGAUGAUGACUAUGAUGACGUGGACAUUCCCACCAUCUGCACCAGAAGCGAAACAAUCCCCCUAGAUGACACCCCACCCCCACUCCCUCCUAAGCCCAAAGUUUGUACCAGUUCAGAGGAGAUUGUGACAGGAGAGGACGAACGUGGCCGGACACUGCACUCCCUCUACGCCCCCUUGCCCCUCCGCCGGACCUCUAGUGGUACCCACACACGCCCUGUCCCCCGUCCACGCUCCCAGCGAAACAUCAACUCCGACCCUGUUUCCUUCCCAUUACACAUAACAGACAGACCAGCGGACCUCCAACCUCCUGAGCUGCCCCCCAAGAAAGACAGGAGAAGGAGACAGCCCCCCCAGGGUCCAGUUGAAUGUGCCAGCCCUGUGCUGAAGAAACCUCCAGUGUACUUUAAGAAAGUAUUCAAUGGCUGUCCGUUGAGCGUGAAUUGUUCAACGAUGUGGGACCAUCCGACAACCAAAGACCACCACCUGAUCCUGGGAGCAGACGAGGGGAUCUACACCCUCAACCUGAACAGCUCAGAGGCCACCAUGGAGCUGCUCUAUCCAGGAAAGUGCAGCUGGGUUUACACCAUUAGUAAUGUCCUCAUGUCAAUAUCAGGUAAAUCGUCCCAGCUCCAUUCUCACUUACUGAAGGAGUUGUAUGAGCAGGGCCGAAAGGAGCAGCGAAUGGUGGCCUUGCCAACCCACAGACUAUUGCCUAGGAAGUUUGCGGUCUCAUGUAAGAUACCGGACACCAAAGGCUGCAAGACCUGCUCAGUGGCCAGUAACGUGCAGCAGGGCUGUGUGUUCCUGUGCUGUGCCCUGGAGGCCAGUGUGGUGCUCCUGCAGUGGUACGAGCCCAUGCAUAAGUUCAUGCUCAUCAAGUCCUUUGACUUCCCCCUGCCCAGUCCCCUGCGUGUGUUUGAGAUGGUGGUGGCACCGCAGCAGGAGUACCCUCUAGUGUGUAUUGGGGUACACAGGGGUCCCAGUCCUGAGCAGCCCAUUAAACUGGACAACAUGAACCUCAACUCCAACACCUCUUGGUUCACCAACACUGGCUUAGAGAGCCGGUGUCCUGACACAGUGCAGGUGAACCAGCUGGACUGUAACACUCUGCUGGUGCUCAUUGAGAAUUCAGUACACAUAGUGGGCCUGGAGGGGGAGCAGAGGAGCCACAGGAUGCUUCAAGCUGAGACAACUUUCACUUUUGAUGUGGAAGCUGUAGUGUAUUUUGAGAACAGUCUGCUGGCUGUGUGGCGUCAUGGCUGGCAGAGGAGAGGAGAGGGCCCAGAAGUACUGCAGGAGAUCACAGACUCCAAGAAGACCUUCCGUCUAGUGGGAUCAGACCGGAUAGUUGUCAUGGAGACACGGCAGAGUGAGGACCAUUCGGAGCUCUGUAACCUGUACAUCCUGGAGAUUGCGGAGAACUAUGUCCCAGUACCUUGAGAACUCUAGCACUUGGGACCAAGCUCAAAGUAGCACCACCUCGAAAAUAUCAAGCAGCAGCCAUGGCACUGUGUUCAUGUCCAACAAUACUGCUGUGCUGCUGGUUUAAAGGAGCACAGGCUGAAUUCCUCCCUCACAAUCUGGGAGCAGAUGGAGUGCUUCCACUGCCAGCCCACACAGGCAGAGUGUGCCAAGACACACAUGUGCAUUCAUUCCUCCACAAAGACCUAUUUCUCCUGUAACAGUACCACAGUACCUACCCUCUGCUGCAACCUGAUCUCAGAGCAUUUCGUAUUAUUCUGUAUGCAAAUCAGAUACGCUCCAUUAAGUAUGAUAUGUUACGUUUCGUAUGGUAUGUAUUAAUUGAUGGAUGUCCAUCAUCCAUUUCAUAUGACAUGUU